GACAGCUAGGGGUCCUUACACAGAGCUACUUAGAUACAUAGUGUAUAUAAUUAUAAGUGUUUAUAACGAUCUCAAUCAUAUUUAUUUAUUAUCUGCAGUUGUCUACACACUGUUCACAAUGCUGUUUCAUGUUUUGCAUUUUGAUGUUCUGGUAAACCCGGUGGUAGGAUUAUGUUUCGUCCUGAUGGUGUGCUUUUAUGUUCUACAGAGAGUGCGGAGUCGUCUGCAAUCUCUCCCGGGACCAACGCGAUGGCCAAUCGUUGGAAACAUUCCGGACUUGGCAUUCACGCGCCAAACCUAUCGUCGUCUGCUAGAAUUUCGGGAGCAGUAUGGAGACAUUGUCCAACUAAGACUAGGGCCCAAUCUGACCAUCGUUGCUGUUUUUGGACACACAUACAUUAACGAGUUGUUGGUGGAACACGGAGACAAGACCAAGUUUAGACCCAACUGGCUUCAUUUACCCAAGAAGCUAUUUCAGCAAACAGGUGUUCUAUGGAGCAAUGGCGAAGAAUGGCAUUCUCUCCGAAGAUUUACCAUGAAUGCACUCAAAGAUCUUGGAUUUGGAACAACCAGUAUAGAGGAGAGAAUCCAGAACGAGGCCAAACACCUAAUCAGAACCAUCCAGUCAGAGAACACGACUGAAAUGGACCUCAGGAAGUUUAUUCCGAAGGCAGUUUCAAAUAUCAUAUCUGGAAUUGUGUUCGGAGACAGAUUUGACUAUGAGGACGAGGAAUUUAACGUUUUGUUGGAGAAUUUGGACUACAUCUUCAAAAACUUCGGUUACCAACAACCGUCUAUUUUUUUCCCAGUUUUGGAAUCGGUGGAUGUCAGUGCACAGAAAAUUUCUGAGAACAUGAACAAAAUUUAUGAGUACUGUCAACUUCAAAUAAAACGCCACCGUGCUACUCGUCAGAUGCAGACUACCCGAGACUUUAUUGAUAUGUACAUCGAACAACUGGACACAGAGACUGAGGAAUUAUCAGAGAGGAGUUUGUUUCAGAUCAUUUUUGACCUGUAUGCUGCUGGCUCUGAAACCUCCUCUACCGCCCUACAGUGGAUUAUUCUCUAUCUGAUCAAGUACCCCGUGGUUCAGAUCAAAUGCAUAUCGGAAAUUAGACGGGUGAUCGGACUUGAAGCCUCUGUGAAAUUUUCAGACAGGGAAAAAAUGCCUUAUGUCUCGGCAACAAUAAACGAGGUACAGAGGAUGUCAACGCUAGGUGCUUUGAGCCUUCCGAGAACAAGUUUGGAGGAUGUGGAGAUAGAUGGGAAGGUGAUUCCAAAAGAUGCGGUCAUCAUUCCACAUAUUUACUCCGCUCAUUAUGACACACGGUUCUGGCAGAACCCAGAGGACUUCAAACCGGAGCGUUUUAUUGACAAAGACAGGCAUAUCAUUAAACAUAAAGCUUUUUAUCCUUUCUCUAUUGGUCCUCGUGCCUGUCCAGGGAAACAGCUGGGAGAGAUGGAGAUGUUUAUUUUUGGUGUUUCUAUGAUGCAACAGCUUGAGUUCAGCUCAGUUAUUCCCCCCGAGGACCUCAAUACUGAGGGGCUCCAGACGGGGGUAACCCUGGUGCCUGCUCCUUACAAAGUCAGAAUCAAAAAUCGACAUCAUUAAAUUUAAUUGACACAUCCGAGAUACAGGAGAAUAAGUAAGAGGAAACUCAUCCCAGUCCAGGACAGAAACUCAAGACAUUCUUACACCCAUUGACAGUAUGAAAGGGGGAGGGGGGUGGGUGGGUGUUAAAAUUGUAUUGACAUUCUGAAAGCUAUAUUGAAAUUACUUAAUUAACUGUCAAAAGCAUUGCUUCAGUCAGUGAAAAGAAAUAAAUGGUUUUGAUGUUA
This is a messenger RNA of Ostrea edulis (European flat oyster), 1839 nucleotides long. Its product is annotated as cytochrome P450 2C15-like. The transcript is spliced from 8 exons. Gene Ontology annotation, molecular function: heme binding; oxidoreductase activity, acting on paired donors, with incorporation or reduction of molecular oxygen, reduced flavin or flavoprotein as one donor, and incorporation of one atom of oxygen; iron ion binding. Bases 119 to 1612 code for a protein of 497 amino acids. Gene Ontology annotation, cellular component: cytoplasm; intracellular membrane-bounded organelle. Gene Ontology annotation, biological process: xenobiotic metabolic process. NCBI's taxonomy places the organism in Eukaryota, Metazoa, Mollusca, Bivalvia, Ostreida, Ostreidae. The record is from RefSeq and is a predicted model, not a curated record.